GCCCAUGUUUGAUUUUGACGAGCCACACGUAGCGAGACGAAAGCACGGUGCGAAGCAGAGAUCAGCAUCACUCGCGCUGUUUGUUGUCCGAGUAUAAAGAGCCGUGCACUUCGCCACUGACCCUCGAACACCCCUCGUGCUCUGUUAGAACAUUCGGCGGGUUUUGCAGUAACCCGCAUCACAGUAGCUGCUAUGUGGAUAUUUUUCCUGUUAUGGCUACUUCUACUUCAAGUGCAAGCUCAGCAAGAAGUACAACUUCCGACUGAGGAACAACAAUUGUUUGCUCUUCUCACUUUUCUCCCAGAUGUUGAGCCAUUGGUACCACCACCCGAGCCACCGGGGCCUUGGCGACCCCGACCCCCAGGACCUCGAGACGGUUGCUCAAAAUGGGGUCAGUGGCAGCAAGUGACGUGUUGGUGGCCAGAUCAGCCAUUGUCCUCACUAGCACCGGCUUGCGCCAACACACCAAAUCGAACAAGAUUUCCAGAUUAUGUGAAUAAGCUCAUACAAGCCAAGUCUGAGGAAAGAUACGCAAUGAUUGUGGAUGAGUACACGAGGAGAGGCAAACCGCCAAAGUGUGGGUACUGUAGCAGAAGCUUCGAAUGUCGAGCAAGAAAUGACACUGAAAGCAGACAUCCAUGCUCGCUAAAAGAGGUUCGCGAAAUCCAGAGAACCUGUGAUGAUUCUAAACCUUGCGAGCUGUCCCUUGAACAUGGUGGCUGCCCAUCUCCAGCGUUCCUGGGUAAUGGACGAGCCGGUAAAUUACAAAAGCUCCUGGGAAGGGGAAUGUUUGAGGACUUUGCACUGCAGUUCUACGAUCUAAGUGGUAUAGAUGUGAUGAGCACGAAAUUCAAUAGGAAAAGAUCCUAUGAUGACUCAGAAAACUCAGUUUGGAAUGAUUUUGACAUCGUUGAAGACGACGACAAUGACGAUGCUGAUAGAAGAAUCGAUUUUAGGGAGGAUUGGCCAUCUGAACCGCGAAUCCGCGAAAGAUCAAGUCCGUUUGGUCCCGAACAAGAUGAAAGAGACGAUUGGCCAUUGAAAAAGGAAGAUCGGAACCGAGAAAGUGAAGAAACCUCUAUGUUCCCAAGAGGAAGACCAUUUCAACCCGGCCCUUCACCUUUUCACCCGCCUCAACCUCUACCUUUUGGAUUUAAUGGUCCAUUCCACCCGGAACAUUACGGAGAACCGGGACCGCACAGACGUAGACCUCCUGGCUUUGGUUUUGGACCACAAAGAGGAGCAAGCUUUUUUAGAACUGGACCAUUCGUCUUUGGUGGCAUGAGGGGGCCACCUCCAUUCGGGCCAGAGCGUGCUCGAAGACAACCACCUUUCUUCGGGUUGGUGGACGGACCACUAAGUCCACCUCCAUCUCCACGUGGUCUAAGAGGUGACGACUGGCCCCGUCCACCUCCACCAUCCGGAAGCAAUGAUGAAAGGCCUCCUCCACCUCCUCUACCGCCUGGACCGAGACGUGAGGGACACCACCUUCCACCUCCACCACCUCCAGACAAUGAAAUGUUUUAUCCUCCACCUCCAACACGUCGAAUCAGAAAUGGUGAUUGGCACCCUCCACCACCUCCACCACCUGGGCCCAGAGCUUCACUGCAGGACAUUGACGAUACGUAUCCCGAAGACACAUUCAGGAUGAGACGAGACUCAUUCAGCGCAUUCUUCGGAGCUCCCUUUUACGAUGAAAGAAAUGAACUUUAUAAUUUCAUUCAGCGGCGAUGGCGACGUAGUAUCUCUGGACAAUUAGGAGACUGGAACGCGUUUCUGAAUAACUUUUUGGUUUCAAACACUACAGAUUCUAACCAGAUGAUGGCUAAAGGAAAAGGUCGCUUACCGAAACCGCGCCGCAACAAGAAGCCACAGCUUUCAACUGAUGAAACUCUCAACAUGCUGAGUGAACUUUUAUAUGGCACAACCUGCGUAAGCUCUGGUGGCAAAUGCUUGUGUUGCUGCGGUUCACAUGUGCCGAAUUUGUUGAGAGGAACAUGUGAAGACAUAAGGAGCAUCAUGCCUGGUAUCGAUAGCGCCUACCAAGAACUAUCAAAACCAAGGAGAAAACAAGGUUGAAGACAUGAACUUCUUAACCUCUGUAGUUUUGAUACUGUGCCUUCUUAGUUUCUCUUUAUUGUGCUCAUCAAUUUGCCAUUGGUCAGUUAUACGAGUAUAAAGUAAAACUUAUCUUAAAC
Messenger RNA from Cylicocyclus nassatus, 2198 nucleotides. Lineage: Eukaryota; Metazoa; Nematoda; Chromadorea; Rhabditida; Strongylidae. The record is from the annotation of a GenBank genome assembly.